Molecule: messenger RNA, 948 nt
Organism: Peronospora belbahrii
Lineage: Eukaryota; Oomycota; Peronosporomycetes; Peronosporales; Peronosporaceae
Source: the annotation of a GenBank genome assembly
AUGAAACCUGCCGCUACAUUCGCGACAUUCCUGGCGCUGAGCAUGUUUGUUGCAACGGAUAGUGCGCCAAAUGCACCUGUACUUCGUAGCCUACGUAUGAACGCGGACAUACCCGCGGUCAAAGAAGAUACCGAUGAAAGCAGGAAGGACCACCACCAUCACCAUGUUAAGAAAGUCAAGAAAAUCGCGAUUCCUGUCCCUGUAGAGGUACCGCAGAUCAUUCCUGUUCCCGUCAGCAUCCCUUCUACAGUGGUGGCCAGCUCCGACACUGCCGUCGUUGACUCCACCACGAAUGUCGUCUCCAACAACGUCGCCGCCACCGAUGUUGUUGCCCCAGUUGCAUUAGGGACCAACGUGGCACCGGUACCUGGAGCUGCCACGCCAGCUCCGACGAGUGUAAAUGGACGUCCAGCCGCAGCUUCUGCGGCAACGGUGACCCGGCCAUCAAGAGCCACGCCAGCACCAACAAGAAGCUUUGCUAGUGUUGGUCCAUCUAGAUCGCAACAGCCAGGAGCUGCCUCAGCCGUCCCUCAGUCUGGUGACGUAGGUGCUGCUGGUGGACUUCUUGGAAACACCGGUGGGUUUGGCGGAAAUACCAUGGGCGCCCUCGGUGGUGGCUUCAACGGCGGUGGCAAUCGAAUGCCAGGUUUCGGUGGUCGUGGUGGUGGUUUUGCUGGUGGUAGUAAUAUGUUCGGUGGAGCUGGUGUUGGCAUGGGUGGCUUCAACGGGAAUGGUGCAAGUGGAUUCGGACAGCAGAUGGGGUUCGGUGCACAAGGUGGAAAUGGGUUUGUUGGGAUCGGAGGACAGGGUGCAAGGGGGAACUUUGGUCAGAGUGGCAACAAUGGGUUCAUCGGUGGCCAGACUGGAUUUGGAGGUGCCGGUACGGCUAGUGGCAAUGCGUUUGGUCGUGAAGGCUUUAAUCGCCGCGAGCGUCAGCGUCGUCGUUGA